Anopheles coustani is the source of this 4329-nucleotide messenger RNA. It is a transcript of the gene Adcy2, whose product is annotated as adenylate cyclase type 2. Gene Ontology annotation, molecular function: adenylate cyclase activity. Lineage: Eukaryota; Metazoa; Arthropoda; Insecta; Diptera; Culicidae. Gene Ontology annotation, biological process: intracellular signal transduction; adenylate cyclase-activating G protein-coupled receptor signaling pathway; adenylate cyclase-inhibiting G protein-coupled receptor signaling pathway. Gene Ontology annotation, cellular component: plasma membrane. The record is from RefSeq and is a predicted model, not a curated record.
CUCAAGGACGAUGCAGGAGCGAAUUGAGGAUGAUAUUUUAUCUGAAAACUCCCACCUAGAUGACCUCUACACACGCUACCGCCAGCGACUCCGCCGGUCGCUAUUUAUCACCGGACUCGGAAUAUCCAUGCUUUCCUGCCUCAUCUCGAUCGUCCUUUGUGCUAUGCACGAUGCGAUUCUGGCCGAUCUAGCGCUGCUGGCCGGAGCAUCCGUAGUGCUAUGUGGAAUACUGGUGGCCCUCCAAAUCCCGGCGGUGAUGAACUCACCGCUGGCAGCCCUCUCCUUUGCGAUCCUGACCACCGGCACGAUUGGAGCCAUCUCGACGUUCGUCGGUACGCAACUCGCACCGUUGCCACUGUUUGCGCUGAUUUUGGUAAUCCACACGAUGCUACCGAUAUCCUGGCCCGUGUCGGUGGUGCUAGCCGUGCUGCUGUGCAUCAUGCACAUUGGCUACCGUCUGCUGGCGCAUGUCUACGACUUUCCACCAACGUUCUUCCCGCAGUUGCUCGCGGAGACCGUGUUUCUAGCGUCAGCCUCCGUCUCGAGCCUCUACUACCGUAUCAUGUCCGAUGCGGCGCACAUCGAUGCCGUCGACGGCACUCGGACGGGCAUCGAGCAGCGGGUAAAGCUGGAGUGCGAGCGCGAGCAACAGGAGCAACUCCUGCUGAGCGUCAUACCGGCCUACAUUGCGGCGGAGGUGAAGCGUAGCAUCAUGCUGAAGAUGGCCGACGCCUGCCAGCGGGCCGGUGGCCAGAGUCAGACGAGAUUCCACGAAAUGCACGUGCAGCGGCACAACAACGUGUCCAUUCUCUACGCGGACAUCGUCAACUUUACGCCACUGUCCGAGCAGCUGACAGCAUCGGAUCUGGUUAAGACACUAAACGAAUUAUUCGGACGAUUUGAUCAAAUCGCACAAGAAAACCAAUGCUUGAGGAUCAAAAUUCUUGGUGAUUGUUAUUACUGUGUUUCCGGACUGCCCGUCUCCAGACCGCAUCACGCUGCUAACUGCGUCAAUAUGGGACUUCAGAUGAUCGAUGCAAUACGAUUUGUCCGUGAGGCGACCGGCUUCAAUGUGGACAUGCGGAUUGGCAUCCACACCGGCAACGUGCUGUGCGGUGUGCUGGGAUUACGCAAGUGGCAGUUCGACGUUUGGAGCGAUGACGUGACUCUGGCCAACCAUAUGGAGAGCGGUGGAGUCGCAGGCCGGGUCCACAUCACGAAGGCAACGCUCGACUAUCUGGGUGACAAGUUCGAGGUGGAACCGGGCGGAGGUGCCUCCAGGGAGUCCUACUUGGCGGAUCAUAAAAUUGAAACAUAUCUCAUCGUGCCACCGAAGAAACCCACAACCGAACUGGGUAAACCAGCUGCCACGGUGGAUUCGCAUACGCCCACGUCGAAUCUCGGGACACCCUCGCCGACCACCACGGUGCAGAUCAACGAGCCCGAACAGGAGCACCUGCUUCCGGCCCCCGAGCAGCCCCCACGCUCGCCGCGUACCCCGAAAACUCCGGAAGACAUGCGGCGCUCGCACACGUCCAUCUCGCCCGUCACCAUUCCAGAAGAGCAGGAACAACUGCUGCCCCCACCAUCGCCGGCCCAUCACAAUUCCGGAAGCCACGGGUUAAACCCUCCACCCACACCUUCUCCCAAGCAGACCGUGCAAAUUAACCCACCCACCAUCAACGAGGAGCCGGUCGAGAACGAUGGGCCGGGCGACGAAGCAGACGACGGGGACGAGCCAGAGUCGCGUAAGAAAUCCUGCCUAACGCUUCCCGUCGAACCAAUUACGACCAACGGACACCUUCCGGAGCGUGUCGGAAGUCGAAAACUUUCCGUACAAGGACUGAUUGCCUUCGCGGAGCGGCGCAAAUCGUCCGGUUCUAUUUUUGGCGACAUGCGAAAAAUGUCAAUUUCCAACAUCGAUUGUCUUCGGUCACCGAUGGUGGCGACGCCCGGUGGGCCACUCAUGCGGACACGACCCUCGUCCAAGAUGACCAAGUACGUCGAAUGCUGGGGUGCGGACAAGCCGUUCGCUAACAUCACGGACUCGAAAAUGGCCAAGAACAUCGGCCUGGCGAGUAUAGCGAUGAUCGAGUCCAAUCUGCUGCCGGAGGAUGGAUACUGUGGCGAGUGUAAAUGCUGGGGCCCUCCGAAAGAGCUGCAGCCCGUCACCAUGUGGUACAGGAAUACGGCCCGCGAGACACUGUUCCGCGCACAACCGGAACCCACGUUCCGGUUUGAUCUCAUCUGUUCCUUUAUUCUUUUUAUUUCAAUAGGACUGAUUCAAAUUAUAGUAUUUAAAAGCAAUGUAGUCGUUAUUGGUUCACUGAGUGCAACAGUCGUAGCGUUAGGAUUGUUUUUAUACUUAAGCAACUACCAGAUGUCGAACCUCUCGCCACCGGGUAACAACGGCCCGGGACAGGUCAUCGCAGCCAGCCGUGGUCUUCGAUUAGCCAUCUUCCUCAUCUCCACGGCGCUCAUUGCAGCCUGUGCCAUUUUCAGUGUGGUAAGUUUAGCCGUCCGUACAAACAUAACAAAACCCCCUGCUAAUUUGACUCUGCGGCAGAUAAACUUUGACGAUUUAGUUAUCGCGGACAUUCGCUUCGUGAACAACGCCACCGAAGAAAUCACGUACGACCAACAGUACGCCCCGGUUGCUCCCGUCUACCUCUACAUGUGCGCGAUCAGCCUGGCCGCGGUGUCCGCUUUCCUCAAGGCGGGGUUCCUUGUGAAGGGGCUGCUGAUGGCACUCUUCAUCGCCAUCCAAUGCUCCAUCCUGUGGACGAGCUCUCUGUUCGAGACGUACGAAAUUUUAAGCGAAUCUUGGCCGCUGGGAUUACGAGGCUUACUGUUUCUGUUGCUGAUAGCCACCGUGCUGCAUACACUCGACCGCCAGGGAGAAUACGUGUCCCGCACGGACUUCCUCUGGAAGGCCAAACUGAAGGUGGAACAGGAAGAGGUGGAAACCAUGCGCGGAAUCAAUAAAAUUUUAUUGGAAAACAUAUUGCCCGCACACGUCGCCCAGCACUUUCUGAAGAAGGAACGUGCCGUGCAGGAGCUGUACCACGAGAGUUACUCGUCGGUUGCGGUCAUGUUCGCAUCGAUACCCAACUACAAGGAGUUCUACGACGAGACGGACGUGAACAAGCAGGGUCUGGAGUGCUUGCGGUUGCUGAACGAGAUUAUCUGCGACUUUGACAAGCUGCUGCUCAAGCCCAAGUUCAGCGGUAUCGAGAAGAUAAAAACCAUCGGAAGCACCUACAUGAUUGCAUCCGGGCUACGUCCCGGCAAGGAGGAGGGUGCCACGGUAAGACGGCGUUUUUAUCCUUCUAACAAAGACGAAAAGCGCACCGAGGAGCACAACGUCGUGGUGUUGGUAGAGUUCGGCAUAGCGCUCAUGACGGCACUGGAUCAAAUCAAUCGAGAAUCAUUCCAACGAUUCCGCCUGCGGAUCGGGCUUAACCAUGGACCAGUGAUAGCCGGUGUCAUCGGAGCCCAAAAGCCGCAGUACGACAUCUGGAGCAACACGGUCAACGUGGCAUCGCGCAUGGACUCGUGUGGUGUGAUGGGUCGGGUGCAGGUGACAGAAAACACGGCCAAAGUCCUCAUGGCUGCUGGAUACUCCUGUGACUGCCGAGGACCAAUUCACGUGAAGGGCAAAGGAAUUCUAACGACCUAUUUCGUCAAGACACCAUUCGAUGAGCGAAUCUAAAGCACAUAUGCGAAAGGAAGAUUCGAAGGAUAGUGAAGGCGAAGGAGAGUAAUAAUAAAAAAAACUUACACCAAAGACGAGUAGCUGACAUAAAAUUUUGAAACGAGUAUAAAAAUCAUAAACUGCUCCUAGAGUCCAAACCCCGUCUUCGCUAGUUUGAUCGUCAUGUUUUUGUGGUUUAGUUUUUAUUAUUAAAAACAACAACAGUAUGUUAAACUGUCAUUUAAAUCAAUGUUCGUUAGGAUAGUGAUACAAUGUCUGCUAAAUGUGAGCAAAAUGAUCAUGAGUAGCAGUUAGUGUUUGAACAGGACUACGAUCAUUAGCAAACCCGUUUUUAUGAAUAUGAAAUCGUUCUAGCUCUAAACUAACGCAUGCAAACAAGUACAAUAGCAGUUCAGAAUACCGGAAGUAUUUUAUAAGCGCUAACUAACACCAACAACACAAAACAACAAAAUUGCCAACGGUGUCGGGUUUGUAAACAGAACUCAGUCUACGGCAAAGGAUGUACAAAGAGAACAGUUUAGUUAUCCGGACUCAUGAAUAAGUUUUCAAUGCCUCCGAUAUCAACUUGUUCCAAAGGAAAUAAAAUCAUCUUAUAUGGAGGUCACAUGAUGCAU